UUUCAUAUUUUGUAAAUUUUGUUUUUGACAUUGUUGAAAUAUGAAGAAUCUGUUUAUUUUUUAGAAAAAUAUAAAUAAAAGUUAAUAUUUUGUUUCAGUGACAUUGUUGUAAAAGAAAUGUUAAAUUGUUAAUUAUUUUCUGACGAUAUUCAAUAAUUAUGACACGUUUUGCAAGAGCAAAAGGUUCUAAAGCCUCAAAUGAGAAGAUAAGAGAAGAAGGAACACCAUGGCAUAUUAUGAAACAACAACUCGAGGAUUCUUUGGCAAAAGAAAAAUCAGUGGUGACUAAAGAAAAAACUAAAACUGCAAGACAAUUACUUGAGGACAAGGAAAAAUCCCUCCCCGUAAAUAAUAAUUGGGCGGAAUUUGAUAAACCAACAAAACAAAAGAAAUCAAAAAUUGCAGAUUCUGGUAAAAUUCAAAAGAAUAGCGAGAAAAAGAUAAAGAAGAAAAAACUCAAAGAAGCUUUAGAAAAGCAAGGAGAAAAUAAUACUGAUCUUGUGAAGGAUGUUAGUGAAAAAUUCGAAACUAAACAAAUUAAUUCCGAUGAACAGACGAAAUCAGAAAAAUCUAAAGGAAAAAAUUCCAAUGUUUCUCCACUAAAGAACGAAGAGAAAGAGGAGAAGAAGAAGAUGAAAAAGAAGAAAAAGCGUACGAAUACUGAAACAUCAGAAAUUAGUGAGCAAAUAGUUUCAAAACAGAAGAAAACGAAAAUAGAAAACUCUGAGAAAUCGGAGGAAAAUUCAGAAGAAUUAAAGACAAAACCCACAGAGAAAUUAAGUAAACGACAAAAAAGAAAUUUGAAAAAAAAGAAUCAAAACAAUCAAACUGCAAAUAGUGACAAAUUGAAUAAGAAUCAAAACAAUGAAACUGCAAAUAGUGACAAAUUGAAUAAAAAUCAAAACACUAAAACUGUAAAUAACAAAAAGAAAUCUGUAUUUGACACCAAAGAAAAUGAUUGGAAUACUGAAGUUAAUUUCGGAAAAUCAAAUAAAUCUUUUAAUUCUGAGGAAAAGUCGAACAUUCAAGAUCGAAAUCAGAACAGAUUUAAUCGAUUUGAAAGGCAGAGGCCAAAUAUGAAACAACAUCAUUUAAGAAAGCCGAAAACUAGAGACGACCAGGAACAUCAAAGGAGAAAACCCGUUCCAUCGACGAAAUUAAUGAUCAACGGAAUGGAAAUUGAAGUUGUCAUGUACGACGGAUUUCCUGUACAAAAAGAAGAUGCUGAUCGAUUAAAAGAACUUAAGCAGCAGAUGAUUAUUAAAGGAAUUCCAAAAUCCGAGAUCGAUGCAGCAAUGAAACUCGAAAGGCGAAAAGCAGAGAAAUCAUUGGCACGCGUUAGAAAGCAAGUUUGUUUUCAUUGUCGCAAAGCUGGUCACAAUUUGUCCGAUUGUCCCGAACUUGGUAAAGAAGAAUCAGCGACUGGAAUUUGCUUUAAAUGCGGCUCAACAGAGCACACACAUUUUGAAUGUAAAGUGACAAAAUCAGAUGACUACAGAUUUGCAAAAUGUUUUAUUUGCCGUGAGCAAGGGCACAUUGCAAAACAAUGUCCCGAUAAUCCGAAGGGUCUCUAUCCAAAAGGUGGUGCUUGCAAUAUUUGCGGUGAUGUGACGCACUUGAAAAAAGAUUGUCCCGACGCUGCAAGAGAGAAAGAAGAAACAACAAUAACAGUAAAAACAAUUUCCGAUUCUGCCCUAGAAUCAAUUGAAGAAGAUGCGACGAAAUUAAUGAAAGAAAAGAAAGAAACAAAAAAGAAAAUUGUUAAAUUUUGACACAAAUGAAUUCAAAAUUUAAUUAUUCUUCCAAGAGAUGAAAUUUCGUUAUUGAAUUAUUGAACAAAAUUAUCGAAUUUUGUAUUAUGAAAUUUGAAUGAAAGGUUUUAUUGCGAAUGAAUGAUAAAUUUUUAUCUCUGAUAAUUUAAUGAGUAGAAAUGUAACAUGAUAAAUUUCGCAAAGCUAUUUGAUAAUAAUAGCUACAAUGUCAUUGAACACAGAUUUUUCACCGAAAAGUUCGCAAUUUAUCAACUCUUAUGAAUAUAAUAAUAUAUUUUAUUUAUAUAUAUACUUCAAUCGACUCCUAUCUAUACAUUUUUUUCUUGUUUCUUACAUUAUUUCUACAAAUAAGUGUAAAGUCUGUUUUUUUUAAUAUAUAUUUCGUCUAUAUUCUGUCAAUCUAAAAACAAUCUGUGUGUGAGAGAGAGAGAAAAA
This is a messenger RNA of Leptopilina heterotoma, 2207 nucleotides long. RefSeq lists its product as uncharacterized. Gene Ontology annotation, molecular function: zinc ion binding; nucleic acid binding. The record is from RefSeq and is a predicted model, not a curated record. The coding region runs from base 159 to 1772 and encodes 537 amino acids. The transcript is spliced from 3 exons. Lineage: Eukaryota; Metazoa; Arthropoda; Insecta; Hymenoptera; Figitidae.